AAGAAGGGGGAGCUACUAACUCUCUUCUCUUCCUCCACUACCACAUGUGAGCUAAUUACCUCUCGGUCUCAUAGUCUAGCACACGGUUUAUAUUAUUAUUGGUCUAAUCUACGCAAUUCUUUCUCAAGUUCAUGCAUAAGUCACUAAAUCAAUUGAAAGGUGUUAUGGAUUGCAAAGGGUGGUUGCCAGAGUCCAUAGGAGAUCUAAAGUCAUUACAGUUUCUACGUCUUGGCUGCAACUUGGAAGGUUCCAUUCCAGCUUCCAUAGGGGACUUACCCCAACUUGUUCACCUAAGCCUCAAUUCUAACAAUCUUAGUGGACAAAUCCCAUCAUCACUUGCAAAUCUCACCCAACUUAGCUUUCUCGACCUUUCCAAUAAUCAGUUUUCUGGUCCCAUUACUUUCCAUGCAAGUAGGUCUCUAGUGAAUUGUAGCUUCCUAGAGGUUCUAGACGUUGACAAUAACAACAUAGAGGAUACAUUCCCUCAUUGGUUGGAAUCUCUACCAAACCUUCAAGUGCUUGUCUUAAGGGCCAACAAGUUCCACGGUAUUGUGCAGAGCACCAAAGAAAGUCCAUCUUUUCUCAAGUUACAAGUUCUGGACCUCUCCAACAAUGAUUUUCUUGGUCCUCUGCCUAUUCAGUACAUGGAAAAUUUUAAAGCGAUGAUGGACCCUCAUGGAGAGGAUGGUUCCCCUGAAUACAUGAAGGUGCAGACGAGAGCCAAUUCUUAUCAUUAUCAAUAUUCAUUGGUUGUGACAAUGAAGGGAUUCGACUAUGAGCUGCAGGGAAUCUUGACCAUAUUCACUAGCAUUGAUCUCUUAAAUAACAAGUUUGAAGGAGAAAUUCCAGAUGUAAUUGGAAAGCUUAGUUCUCUCAAGGGGCUUAAUCUUUCUCAUAACAACCUUACUGGUCCUAUCUCACCAUCACUAGGGAAUUUGAUGAAUCUAGAAUGGUUGGAUCUCUUUUCCAACGAGCUGGCAGGAAAAAUUCCAAAUGAAUUGGUAUCUUUGACACAACUUGCCGUAUUGAAUCUUUCAAAUAAUCAUCUUGUCGGACGCAUACCACAAGGCAAUCAGUUCAGCACUUUUGGAAAUGAUUCUUAUGAAGGAAACCUUGGACUAUGUGGAAUCUCAUUGUCAAAAUCUUGUAAUGGAAAUGGGACACUGCCAAGCUCCUUCCAAGAAAAAGCUGAGUUCUGGAGAUUUGGCUGGACGGUUUUAGUGCUAGGCUAUGGGUGUGGAGUUGUUUUUGGACUGCCGAGGGGAUAUCAUGCCUUCCGAACAGGAAAGCCAAAAUGGUUUGUGUCUUUGUCUGAUGGCCAGUCAAGUCAAAGUGGAAGAAAGAUGAGGAAAGCCAAGUUGGAAGGCAAGGCAGGUGGUGGAGGAGGUGCUGAUGGUAGUGAUGAUGCUUUUGGCAAGAGACCCAUUAAACAAGUCCAACUUUUUCAGGUUGGUGUGACUUUACAAGAUGGUAGAACAUUUGAGGGUACAGUAGUGAAUGCUGAUUUGCAUUCUGAUAUUGCUAUUGUAAAGAUUAAAUCUAAAACUCCACUCCCAGCUGCAAAACUUGGUUCUUCAAGCAAGCUCUGCCCUGGGGACUGGGUGUUGGCCUUGGGCUGCCCACUUUCCCUUCAAAAUACUGUCACAGCUGGUAUUGUAAGUUGUGUUGAUUGUAAAAGCAGUGACUUGGGCCUUGGAGGGAUGCACAGGGAGUAUCUACAAACAGAUUGUGCUAUCAAUCCUGUAACUCUCUCAUGCUCUAUCAGCAAACAUCAAUUUUUAACACUGUGCAUAUCAUUGUAACUGUGUGAAUCCACACGUUUGUGGAUUAAAGAGGAUCUUAUGUAAAGGGGUUUGUUAGUCAAACUGGUAUAAACUGACAUCCACAACCUUAAUUCUAGAGUUAAGUUCAGGGGUUCAAGUCACUACAAUAGCCAACCAGUAACAUUUUUGCCAGUAAAAAAUUAUAAACUAGAAGAAGAUGUGCUUGUAUCAUUGCAUCCUUCUUAUGGAUUUUUAUCUGUGUUUGGGCAUAUCAGUGUUAUCAGUAGCGGAUAGCGGUAAAUAGCGGG
Molecule: messenger RNA, 2071 nt
Organism: Rubroshorea leprosula
Lineage: Eukaryota; Viridiplantae; Streptophyta; Magnoliopsida; Malvales; Dipterocarpaceae
Source: the annotation of a GenBank genome assembly